UUUUAUUGCACGACAAAUGAAACCUAUGGCUUUGGCUUUUGUCCGCUUUUUGAUGGGCUGUGGACAGGGUAUAUUAGUCCCUUGUGUUAAUGUUCUUAUAGCUCAUUGGUUUCCACUUGCUGAAAAAAGUACAGCGAUAGCAAUAUCCACAACAGGCAAUCAAAUUUCUGUUAUUAUUGCAAUGUUUCUAACUGCUGAACUUUGUGUUUUGGAGUUUUUGGGUGGUUGGGCAUCUGCUUUUUAUAUUUAUGAACUUUGUUUAAUUCAAGAAAUUGAUGGAACUUUUAAUGAAUUAAAGGAACAAAAAUUACAAAGAAAAGUUAAUCCAAAAGAGGUUCCAUGGAGAAAAAUUCUUUCUUCUUUAGUUGUUUGGUCAACUGGUAUGAGUUCUUUUAGUCAAAAUUUUAUGAAUGUUGGAAUUGUUGUUUAUUUACCUACUUAUUACCAAAAUGUUUUGGGAAUGGAUUUGACAGCGAAUGGUUUAAUGUCGGCAUUGCCUUUUGUCGUUCAACUUGUUACAAAAAUAUGGUUUGCUGCAGUGAGUGAUUGGAUAAAACGCAGUUUUGGUGCAGGUGCUUGCUUUGUACUUCUUUCAUUUUGUGAUUGUUCAACUCCUUAUUUAGCUAUCGGAUUGGCAAUUACUGCUGUUGGUCUUAGUUCAGGAUUUAUUCCUGGUUAUAAUACAAGUGUUGUUUGUAUAGCACCGAGAUAUACUUCUUCUAUAGCUUCAUUUAGUCGAUUACUUGGUCAAAUUGCAUCAGUCGCAUCGCCAUAUAUGAUUGGACUAAUCGUUGGUACAAAACAAGAAUGGCAAUUUGCAUUUUGGGUAAUGGCUUUUAUUCUUAUAAGCACUGGUCUUUUAUUCCAAUUUUUUGGUUCAGCAAGUAUCCAAGAAUGGGCAACUCAUCAUCCUACUAUGACUAUCUCAAAGGAAAAUAAAGAUGAAGAGCCCCUCUGUGAAUGUGACCAGUCAUUAAUGGAGAAGACAGAAAAAUCAGAAAAUAAUGAUAAUAACAAAAUUCUGGUAGAAAAAUUAAAUAGCAUGGGUAUUAGCUAGAGGAACAGCGGUGAUGGCUAAAAUAUGCACCCCGAACUUUUAUUUAGGGGUCAGUAUAGUGAUUCAAAUUCACCACUCGUUUCUCUAUACACCAUUUCUCUAUACAAUCAUUCACACAUUCCACAAAAUUUACCAAUUUAUUUUGCACCAUUUCCGGGUUUAACUACUUUUUAUUCAUAACCUUUUUCAGUUUUCUAUUUUACGCAUCGAGAUAUCUAAUUCUUUUGUUCGAUUUAAGAAUAGCUUUUAAUCUUAU
Molecule: messenger RNA, 1313 nt
Organism: Meloidogyne enterolobii
Lineage: Eukaryota; Metazoa; Nematoda; Chromadorea; Rhabditida; Meloidogynidae
Source: the annotation of a GenBank genome assembly